Molecule: messenger RNA, 3099 nt
Organism: Phaethon lepturus (White-tailed tropicbird)
Lineage: Eukaryota; Metazoa; Chordata; Aves; Phaethontiformes; Phaethontidae
Gene: BRD1
Product: bromodomain containing 1
Exons: 11
Biological process (GO): regulation of transcription by RNA polymerase II
Cellular component (GO): MOZ/MORF histone acetyltransferase complex
Molecular function (GO): protein binding
Source: RefSeq, a predicted model, not a curated record
AUUACCAAAUGAGGAGAAAAGGAAGAUGUCAUCGCGUAUCGGCACCAAGGCAUUCUUCUUCCCCAUGCAAUAUUAAGCACUCCCCCACACGAGAAACCUUGACGUACGCUCAAGCUCAAAGAAUGGUUGAAAUAGAAAUUGAAGGUCGCCUGCAUAGGAUCAGUAUCUUUGAUCCUUUAGAGAUUAUACUAGAAGAUGAUCUUACAGCCCAGGAAAUGAGUGAAUGCAACAGCAAUAAAGAAAAUAGUGAAAGACCACCAGUUUGUCUGAGAAGCAAACGGCAUAAAAAUAACAAAGUGAAAAAGAAAAAUGAGGCUCUUCCGACUCCUCUUCCAGAACCAAAAGUACGGAUUGUUGAAUAUAGUCCCCCUUCGGCUCCUCGGAGACCUCCAGGUUAUUACAAAUUCAUUGAGAAGUCAGCAGAAGAACUUGAUAAUGAAGUUGAGUAUGACAUGGAUGAAGAAGAUUAUGCGUGGUUAGAAAUAAUAAAUGAGAAGCGGAAAAGCGAUGGAGUGUCAGUUGUAUCACAAAACAUGUUUGAAUUCCUGAUGGAUAGGUUUGAAAAAGAGUCUUACUGUGAGAACCAAAAACAGGGUGAUCAUCAGUCGUUAAUUGAUGAAGAUGCAGUGUGUUGUAUAUGCAUGGAUGGUGAAUGUCAGAACAGCAAUGUAAUCCUGUUUUGUGAUAUGUGUAAUUUAGCAGUACAUCAGGAAUGCUAUGGGGUGCCAUAUAUACCUGAGGGCCAGUGGCUCUGCAGACACUGUCUGCAGUCCCGUUCUCGGCCUGUAGACUGUGUGCUGUGCCCAAACAAGGGAGGUGCCUUUAAAAAGACAGAUGAUGAUCGUUGGGGACACGUUGUGUGUGCUUUGUGGAUUCCAGAAGUUGGAUUUGCCAAUACAGUUUUUAUCGAGCCAAUUGAUGGCGUCAGGAACAUUCCCCCAGCCAGAUGGAAGUUAACAUGCUACCUCUGUAAGCAGAAAGGUGUUGGUGCCUGCAUCCAGUGCCACAAAGCAAACUGCUAUACUGCAUUCCAUGUGACGUGUGCUCAAAAGGCCGGUCUGUAUAUGAAAAUGGAACCUGUGAAAGAACUAACUGGCAGUGGGACAACAUUCUCUGUAAAAAAGACUGCCUAUUGCGAUGUACAUACUCCACCAGGUUGCACACGGAGACCUCUAAAUAUUUAUGGAGAAGCUGAAAUUAAAAACGGUGUUUGUAGAAAGGAGGGAUCAGUCAGAACUGCUAGGUCUACAUCAAAAGUCAGAAAAAAGACAAAAAAGGCCAAGAAAACAGUGGUUGAACCCUGUACAGUUAUGCCAACAGUAUCUGCUCCUUAUAUACCCCCCCAGAGAUUAAAUAAGAUUAUGAAUCAGGUGGCCAUUCAGCGGAAGAAGCAGUUUGUUGAACGAGUGCACAGUUACUGGUUGCUUAAAAGACUGUCUAGGAAUGGUGUUCCUCUGUUGAGAAGGCUGCAGUCCAGUUUACAGUCACAAAGAAACACACAACAGGUUGGAAGAGAAGAUGAUGAAGAAAUGCAAGCCUUAAAAGAAAAACUGAAGUACUGGCAAAGGCUGCGCCAUGAUCUUGAAAGAGCGCGUCUGUUGAUUGAACUUAUACGUAAGCGUGAAAAGUUAAAAAGAGAACAGGUCAAGAUUGAGCAGGUUGCUAUGGAACUUCAGCUUACUCCAUUCACUGUACUUCUGCGAUCAGUUCUAGAUCAGCUACAGGAAAAGGAUUCUGCUCGUAUAUUUGCUCAGCCAGUGAACCUUAAAGAGGUUCCAGACUAUUUGGAUCAUAUUAAACAUCCUAUGGAUUUCUCUACCAUGCGAAAACGGUUAGAUGCUCAAGGCUAUAAAAACCUCAGUGAGUUUGAAGAAGACUUCAAUCUUAUCAUAGAUAACUGUAUGAAAUACAAUGCAAAAGAUACAAUAUUCUAUAGAGCUGCAGUGCGGUUAAGAGAUCAAGGAGGUGUAGUUCUCAGGCAAGCUAGGCGAGAUGCUGAAGGGAUCGGUUAUAAUAAUGAAACUGGAAUGCACUUACCUGAACGGCCUAAACUUGAGUCACCUCAGCCUUUCUCUUGGGAAGAUGUGGAUAGGUUACUGAAUCCUGCAAACAGAGUGCAUAUGUCCUUGGAAGAACAGCUGAGAGAGUUGCUAGAAAAACUUGAUCUCACCUGUGCAAUGAAAUCCAGUGGGUCAAGGAGCAAAAGAGCAAAGCUGUUAAAGAAAGAAAUCAGCAUUAUUCGCAACAAACUAAGUCAGCAACACAACCAAGUUCCUCAAAUAGAAUCAGGUAUUGGAAGUUUCGAAGAAGAAAGUGCAGCAUUAGAACAAGACGGCGAAGAAGAAGGAGAUAAAUCUCCCCCUAAACUUGAACCAUCAGAUGCAUUACCUCUUCCUUCAAACUUGGAGACUAAUUCAGAACCACCAACCCUCAAACCAGUAGAACUCAAUCCAGAGCAGAGUAAGCUUUACAAAAGAGUAAAAUUUGAUAAUGAAUUAUAUAGCACUUCCAUUCAGAAAGAAAUAAAUGGACACACUCCAGAACACUUACUUGACAGUAAUCUCAAUGAGUCGACUGUUUCUGCUGUAGCUGAGUCAUCAACUGAUGUAAACAGACGUACAUCCAUUCUCUUCUGCAAAUCGAAAAGUAUAAGCCCCCAAAAGUCUGCAAAGAACACUGAAACCCAGCCAACUUCUCCACAGCUAGGGACCAAAACCUUUUUGUCUGUAGUCCUUCCAAGGUUGGAGACACUUCUGCACCCAAGGAAAAGAUCAAGGAGUGCAUGUGGAGAUUCUGAGGUUGAUGAUGAGUCCCCUGUAAAGCGCUUGGAUACAGGUCUGUCAAAUGGUUUUGGAGAUGGAAAUAAAGAGAGAGCGUUAGAUGAUACUCCGGGAAGAAAAGUUGAACCUCGCCGCCGCUGUGCAUCAGAAUCUAGUAUUUCAUCUAGUAACAGUCUUUUGUGUAACUCAAGUUUCAGCCUACCAAAGUGUGGUAAAGGUAAGCCUGCACUUAUACGAAGACACACACUGGAAGACCGAAGUGAAUUGAUAUCAUGUAUUGAAAAUGGAAACUAUGCCAAAGCAGCAAGAAUUGCAGCUG